Lytechinus pictus (painted urchin) is the source of this 4880-nucleotide messenger RNA. Its product is annotated as 5-hydroxytryptamine receptor 1D-like. Gene Ontology annotation, cellular component: plasma membrane. Bases 103 to 1350 code for a protein of 415 amino acids. Gene Ontology annotation, molecular function: G protein-coupled receptor activity. The transcript is spliced from 2 exons. NCBI's taxonomy places the organism in Eukaryota, Metazoa, Echinodermata, Echinoidea, Temnopleuroida, Toxopneustidae. The record is from RefSeq and is a predicted model, not a curated record. Gene Ontology annotation, biological process: adenylate cyclase-activating adrenergic receptor signaling pathway.
GUCAUAACCAAGAUUGUUUCCAAAGCGAAAGGAUUCCCUCUCACAUUCGUCUAGAGGAAUUAACAGUUGAUUUGGCAUUCUCCAACAGCAAAAAAGACGAGCAUGGAGAGCUUAGGGAGCAUGGAUUCUGUCAAUGACACAGAAGGUCCACAAGUUGGAAUGCUUCAUGAUGCCAACGGAAACGGGACCAUUGACCCGGUAGAGAAGGUCAGCAUUGUUGCUAUGAUCUUCCUACCAAUCAUCAUCUCCGUAGGUGUCUUUGGAAACACUCUAGUCUGCAUUGCCGUGAUCCGCAUCCAAAAGCUCCGCACAGUGGCGAAUUCCUUCGUGGUCUCCCUGGCCGUAUCCGAUCUUGCGGUCUGUGUCAUUGUCCUCCCUCUGGGUCUCUACGAAGCCAUCAAUUUCGGUAGCUGGUACCUUGGUGAUAUCCUCUGCAACACUUGGCUCACACUGGACAUCAUCCUCAGUACUGCUUCAGUUUGGAACCUCUGUGCAAUUGCAGGAGAUCGCUAUCUGGCAAUCACCAAGCCCAUCUGGUAUGCGAACAGAAGAUCUAGCAGAUUAGCUUUCAUUGCUAUUGCAGCGGCUUGGGGCUUACCGGUGCUACUCACGGUUCCCUCUACUAUUUUAAUGUACCAUAACGCCCGUGAUUAUGAAAACGUAUGCUACCUAAAUGUCAAUUUUUCGUACGUUAUUAUCGCUUGCAUCUUCGCUUUCUUCCUACCGUGUGUACUUGUUCUUGGUGUCUAUAUUCGUAUCUUCAUGGCCGCAAGGGAUCACUUCCUGCGAAAACCGUCCGCAGUUCGUAACCGGAAGAAGUCCUCGAGCGCUGGCACUGACCGCAGUUUGGACAGCAUGGGUGAUAGCAGCGGUAAUGCAAAUGCGGGCGUUACGAUCAAUGACAAGACGGAGUAUACGGUGACCGGAAGUGCGGGGAGUAUCAACGCUCUCAACAACCCCGCAAGGAAGAUCAGUACGUCCGCUUCGACAGAGAACUCCUUGGACCUUCUGGACAACCGUCCGCCACUGAAACGACGCACGUCUAGGAUCCCACGUAUUUCAGUAAGCAGGGAGAAGAAAGCUGCUAUAGUCCUUUCCAUCGUAGUAGGUGCCUUCAUCAUCUGCUGGUUACCAUACUUUACUGCUGUUCUUCUUUAUGCUGCAUCUGGUGGAAGAAUUAUGGCAUCAGAUGAGGUUUUCGUCGCAUUCUCCUGGUUAGGCUGGUUAAACAGCAUCAUCAAUCCAAUCAUCUACACUAUCUUUACCAAGGAUUUCAGGAAAGCUUUUAAAUACAUCUUAAAAUGCCAGUGCGACAAUUGGAUACCAACGCGUACAUCGAGCUCACGCUAGCAAUUUCCAAAAUCUUGUAAAUAAGACAUUCGACCUUUUUUUCACAAAUAUAUUGGACAGGUGUCUGAUUAUUCUUCUCUAGCUGAAAUGAACGAUUGACUUGGACACUCAUGAUAAUGACGUCAUAAAAGAGGAACAAUUUCCAGACAAGGUUCAUGGCUACAGUUACACCAAUGAAAUAAUUAUCAUAAAAUUGAUCGGUUUGGAGAUGAAUUCAUUAGUGUGACUGUAUCACAUGUGUGUAUUGCAAGAAAUCAAUUUGCAAUCGAUUGAAAACAUACACUGUAAAAACUGUGGUGUUAAAACUGACACCAUUUGGCGUUAAUAGAGGACCACACCCUGAGGUGUUAAAAUUACACCCUAGAGAUUAAACAUAACCCCAAAGAGUGUAAAAGUAACAACCAAAGGUGUGAAACUAAGGGUGCGUUUAUCCGCCACUUUUUUACCCUAUAAUCAUGAUUCCAAUCAUGAUUCAAAUCACGAUUCUGCAGAAUCACGAUUGCGUUUAGUCGAAAUUGAAUAUAAUCAUGAUUAGAAUCACAAACAUGAACUACGAAAAAAAGGGCGUUUGGAAAGACGUUUCUGCAGAAUCACGUACGAAAAUGUUCGGAUAAACGAUAUCGUGAUUUGAAUCAUGAUUAUAUGACGUCAUUGUGUCGAGCUAUUUCCGGUUCUUGCCAAGGCGCGCGCCCCACGUUGUCACAUCACAUGUACGUCGCCGACCUCCAAUUAAGUGUCCAACGUUGACCUAUACUUCCUGGGUCAAACUGCGCACUGUGAUGCGCACUGGAUCGGUCCGAAUCCGAGGAGAAACAGCGUUGGAACGAAGGUCGUCUAAACCCUGAUUCUGUAGUAAUUGUGAUUCAUGUUUGUGAUUUGAAUCAUGAUUCCAAUCAUGAUUCAAAUCACGAUUCUGGCUUGAGGUCGGAUAAACGCAGCCUAACACUGUCAAUUUAACACCGGUGUAAAUAACUGGUGUGGUCCUCUAUGUACACCGGUUAACACGACAGUGUUUGCUGUGUAGAUUUGGGGUUAAUGUACAUUCUGCUGUGCAGAUGAGGAACUUUUUUAAAUGCACAAAUAAUUACAUGAGGUACUAUUGCAUUUUGGAUUUUAACCAGAUAUGAAAUUGAUUACCGAUUUCUCGCAAUAAAGCGAUCAGUCUUCACUGUACAGAAACGUAGCUGUCAUCAUAUUUCAUACAAAGGAAGAUGUAUUUGUUGCGCCACGUUUCUCGCAACAUCAUACAGAAAUAUAUUUACCUUUGCUCAUAUUGAAUACUAGUCUUUAUCUUGCUAUUUAACAAUAUAAAAAUGUCAAUUUCCACCUAAACUCCCACAAGUAAUCACCCUUAAAAUUCUUUAUUUUUAAUCACGUUUAAAAUACCAUGAGCAGGGCUUUAAGGUGAUAUUUUGUUUGCCAAACUUGUUCGACAAUAACCUACACAAUUACUUGAUUUGAUGACGACGGCGAAAUUUAGUGAAAAUUCGGGGUCUUUGUGUGUUUUGUUGUUUCGCUUUGUUUUUGUUUUAACUGAAAUUAGCAAAUAUUUUCCAAUUUUGACCGGAUGGAGAAAGGGAGUUGGUCUGUUAAAUCAGCGAACUUUCCGAAUUUCGAUCUUUGGAGACUAAGAUCUAUUGUGGCUAAAGUCCUUUUUUAAGGGGGCGGGUGGCAAGUGGAGGCACUGGAGGGUUAGAAAUUAUAUUGUCAAUCUAUGGAAUCUCAAAUGAAUCAUUUGUUUGAUAAUUACUUUGGAAAAAAACAAUUUGUUCACUCGAAUAAUCUCAGCUAAAAUAUGGAAUAUGUAUCGUUUCAAAUGUCUUUUAUGAAAACUCCGACAUCAGUGUUCGCAAGUGAUCAGUUUAAAAUCCACGGGGUUUGUGUAAACGCGACUAUUAUGUGUGUCAACUGUGUGAAUGCAGUCCACAGUGCAGUGAACACGGUGUGGGCAUGGUGUGGUGUAAGCGUUGCAUAGCAAUUAUACAUAGUUUUCAUUUGGUGAAAUAGUUCACAGUGUGUGGUUUAAUUCGUUCACUGUGUGAAAACGACAUACACACUGUGUUUACAUAGUCGGCCCAUAGUAAGAAAAUUGCAAUACAGUCAAAUUCAUUCGACACAAUAUGUUCACACAGUGCCCACGCAGUAAAAAUAAAAGAACUCGGGAAAGGAGUUAGCCAGUGUGUGGCAUUUAUUCAGCACAGUGAGUCCAUAUGGUUACACAUGGUUAUCACAGUUUGAUUACUUAUAUUGGCCUAUUUUGAUUAAAUAUCCAUGAAAAGGUUGAUUCCAUGUUGGAAGGGAAAAAAGUGAACUGGAAUAGUUGUUUUUAAUAAAACAUUAAAAAUAUUUUUCCGAAAAUUGUGAUCGAAAGUUAACCAUCACUUCAAAAUAUUAUGGUAAUGAUAAAUAAUAUUAUAUUUAUACUAAGCAUAACUAUAAACAGCGAUCAAUAUGGUUGAUUCGCACCCACCCGUCCCACACCCGCACGCGCUGGGCGUUAUGGCGUGCUGCGCCUGCAAUCUGAGCUAUGUGGGGGAAGUUACAAAUUGAUGCAGAGGUUCGAGCCCUGGUCACGUCUUUCGGAUGGUGACGUUAAAAGUCGGUUCCUGACGUAAAAAAUCAAAUCUGAUUGAUACACGCCUGAUAGAGACUGGAAUACACACGCACGCGCACACAGAGAGAAAGAGCCCACAUUGAAACACAGUACAAUGACAUCUCAAUGCAAAAAAAAAACAGAAUGUUAACUAAAAGAAAAUGACAGAAUCACAUAUUCUUGUAUUCCAUGUCUGAGACUAGUUUCAGCAGCAACAAUGCCGUCAAAAUGCUGAGCAUGAUCAAUAUAGGAUGUCCUCCCAUUCUCUGGACAUUACAGCCAAUUUGGGUCGAUGGGUGUGUGUGAUUCAGUUUCAUCAUGCUUUCAUAGUUAUUCUUCCGUAAUUCUGAAAUGCAACCGUCAUGAAAGAUUUCCUUUACCAAAUUACAUCAAGUUAUAUUAUUUUAAAAACAGAAUAACUGCUAUUUCCAACGUAAUUUAAAACAAAGAAAGUCAAAUUUUCGACUCAUUGGUCGUAUUUCUGGGGAGGGUAUCUUCGCCUUCUUUCGAAACCCCACAGUUUGCGUUUUACACGAUGCGUCUCCUAAGAACAAGGAAUAUUUUAUUUGAUAAUGAUUAAACAAUGUAUUUCUAAAUACCUAUAGAUCAAGUUUCUUUUAAUUGUAUCAUUACGAUUUCUGUUUCUGUCUUAAGAUGGCAUUCAAAGUAAAAUCUUUAUUCUUAAUUCCGGUUGGAAGAUAUGUAUAUAUCAAGUUGUACAUUAUUAUAUGUGUAUAUAAACAUGUCAGAUGAAUUGGAGUUUCUAACAUAGUGUAUUGUAAUCAAAACAAAGGAAAUCAUGAUGUAAAAAUAUUAAUAACGUGUUACAAUAAUUUUUAUGAUACAGUGUACAGAAAUCUUCCAAUGGUACAAUGUCGAUAAAAAAUAAAAUCGAAAUUUUCCAUUAAAAAAUGGUCUGAUUCUGUUUUAAUGAUUC